AUGGCUCCAUUCACGGAACACAAUGGCGAUUCCUCAACCGGUAAGUCUCAAAGAUCAACUCCGACACCGUUUAUCACCAAGACGUACCAGAUCGUUGAUGAUCGCACCAUCGACGACGUCGUUUCGUGGAACGAUACUGGAACUUCCUUCGUCGUUUGGAACACUACCGUUUUCGCCACGGAUUUGCUUCCUAAAUAUUUCAAGCAUAAUAACUUCUCCAGCUUCGUUCGUCAACUCAAUACUUAUGGAUUUAAAAAAGUUGUGCCUGAUCGGUGGGAAUUGUCUAAUGAAUUCUUUCGAAGGGGUGAGAAACGCCUUCUAUGUAAUAUUCAGCGCCGGAAAAUCGUUUUAAAAUCGCUGCCGGUAGCUUCCAAAGUUGUUGAAGCCGUUUUGUCUCCGCCACAUUCGGUUUCAAUUCCGAUUGCUGAGCCGAUCGUAUCACCGUCAAUUUCGGGAGUAGAGCAGGUGAUUUCAUCGGAUUCGUCGCCGUUUGAGUAUGCCGCGCUAUUCGAAGAGAACGAGAGUCUUACAAAGGAGAACAUGCAUUUAAGAACGGAAUUAGAGGAUACGAAGUCUCUCUUCAAUAAUAUAUUCAAUCUUAUGUCUAAUUAUGCGAAAUUUCAAGCGGAAAGCGAUGCAAAAGGAAAAGACUGUCGCUCGAUGGCAAUGAAGACGCUUAAUUUAUUGCCGGAGAAACGGUACGUUGGAGAAGAUACGGCGGCGGUGGUUGUUGAUGAUAAUUAUCCGAAGCUGUUUGGGGUGGUGAUUGGUACGAAACGAGCGAGAGAAGAUGGAAAUUGUGUUGAGGAUAAUCCAGUGAUCAGCCUGGACGAGAAAUCAGGUUCUUUAGAUUUACAGAACGGCGUAAAGAGAUUUCCCUACCUAUUGUGCUGUCUUGAAAAAUGA
This is a messenger RNA of Lathyrus sativus (Indian pea), 906 nucleotides long. NCBI's taxonomy places the organism in Eukaryota, Viridiplantae, Streptophyta, Magnoliopsida, Fabales, Fabaceae. The record is from the annotation of a GenBank genome assembly.